Messenger RNA from Anas platyrhynchos (mallard), 1880 nucleotides. The record is from RefSeq and is a predicted model, not a curated record. Lineage: Eukaryota; Metazoa; Chordata; Aves; Anseriformes; Anatidae.
CGGCUCCCGGUCCGUCCCCAUCACGGGUCCGGCCCCCGCCGCGGGCGCCGCCGCUUUGGUUCCGGGGGGCCGGGAGCGAGGCCGCGGCCAUGGCGGCGCCGGGACCCCGCGGGCCCAGCUGCAGGCUGGAGUUUGCCGUACAGAUGAGCUGCGAGAGCUGCGCCGAGGCCGUGCGGGGGGCGCUGCGGGGAGCCCCAGGCGUGCGGCUGCUGGAGCUGCGGCUGGAGGCGCAGACGGUGCUGGUGGAGACCGAGCUGGCGGCCGAGCGCGUGCGGGAGCUGCUGGAGGCCUCGGGGCGCCGCGCGGUGCUGAAGGGCAUGGGGGGCGCCGAGGAGGGCAGCCUGGGGGCGGCGGUGGCGGCGGUGGCGGGUCCCGGCGGGGUGCGGGGCCUGGUGCGGUUCCUGCAGGUGACCCCGCGGAGCUGCCUGGUGGACGGGGCCAUCGACGGGCUGCAGCCGGGCCCCCACGGGCUGCACGUGCACGAGUUCGGGGAUCUGUCCCGCUCCUGCGACAGCUGCGGGGACCAUUUCAACCCUGACGGGGAGUGCCACGGGGGACCUGAGGACGAGCACCGGCACGCCGGGGACCUGGGCAACAUCUGGGCGGACGCCGAUGGCCGGGCCGCCUUCCGCAUGGAGGACUCGCGCCUGAAGGUCUGGGACAUCAUCGGGCGCUCGGUGGUGGUGGAUGCGGGCGAGGACGACCUGGGCCGGGGCUCCCACCCCCUGUCACGGGUGACGGGGAACUCGGGGCCAAGGCUGGCCUGCGGCGUGGUGGCGAGGGCGGCCGGGCUCUUCCAGAACCCCAAACGCGUCUGCAGCUGCGACGGGGUCACGCUGUGGGACGAGCGCGACCAAGCUGCCCCCGGACCCCCCCCGGCCCCCACCCCACACCUGUAGGGGCUGCGAGGAAUCGGGGGGGGUUAUGAGAAACUGGGGCUGGGGAGGUGUAAAAAUAUAUAAUUAUAGCAUCUGAGGGGAAAACAGUGCGAAGUUAUAGGAUAAAGGGUGACUGUGGGAUCCGAGGGGAAAACGGAGUGAAAAUUGAUAUAAAAAGUGUAAUUACAGCAUCUGAGGGAAAAACAGAGUGCAAAUUUAUGUAAAAAAAUAUAAUUAUACCAUCUGAGGGAAAAACAGAGUGCGGGAUUUGUAUAAAAAUUGUGAUUAUGCGAUCUGAGGAGGAACCGAGUGUGAAUUUAUAGGAUAAAGCAUAAAUACACGAUCUGAGGGGAAACUGAGUGAGAAUUUAUAGGAUAAAGUAUAAUUAGGGGAUCUGAGAGGAAACCGGAGUGCAAAUUUAUAGGAUAAAAUACAAAUGUGUGAUCUGAGGAGAAACCAGAGCACAAGUUGGUGUAGAAAAAUCUAAGAUCUGAGGGGAAACCCAGCGUGAAGUUGUAUGAUAAAGUACAGUUGUGUGGUCUGAGGGGAAACUGUGAAUUUAUAGGAUAUUUUUGUACAAUCUGAGGGGAAACUGAGUGAAAAUUUAUAUGAUAAAGCAUAAAUAUAUGAUCUGAGGGGAAACUGAGUGAAAAAUUAUACUAUAAAGCAUAAUUGUGUGAUCUGAUGAGAAACUGGAGGGCAAGUUUAUAUAAAAAAAUACAAAUAUACAGUCUGAGGAGAAACCGGAGUGCAAACUUCUGCGACAAAGUGUAAUUGUGCGAUCUGAGGGGAAACUGGAGUGUAAAUUUAUAUGAAAAGAUACAAAUAUAUGGUCUGAGGAGGAGCCAGAGUGCCUAUUUUUAUAUAAAAAGUACAAAUAUAUGACCUGGGGAGUGACCAAAGUGCAUAUUUUUUAUAAUCAAGUAUAAUUAUAUGAUCUGAGGAGAAACCAGAGUGUUAAUGUAUAUAAUAAAGUGUAAAUAUUUAUUAAAAAAUAAAGAU